Carcharodon carcharias (great white shark) is the source of this 1421-nucleotide messenger RNA. RefSeq names its product paired box 6b (gene pax6b). Lineage: Eukaryota; Metazoa; Chordata; Chondrichthyes; Lamniformes; Lamnidae. Bases 1 to 1353 code for a protein of 450 amino acids. The transcript has 11 exons. Gene Ontology annotation, biological process: anatomical structure development; regulation of transcription by RNA polymerase II. The record is from RefSeq and is a predicted model, not a curated record. Gene Ontology annotation, molecular function: RNA polymerase II cis-regulatory region sequence-specific DNA binding; DNA-binding transcription factor activity, RNA polymerase II-specific.
AUGCAGAACAGUCACAGUGGAGUGAACCAGCUCGGCGGUGUGUUUGUUAAUGGUCGACCAUUGCCCGAUUCGACCAGACAAAAAAUAGUCGAACUUGCUCACAGUGGAGCCAGACCCUGCGAUAUUUCAAGGAUCCUCCAGGUAACAAUAUCUCAGUUAAUAAGUCUAUAUUCAUAUCUUUCCAACCAUGCUGAUGCAAAAGUCCAAGUAGUGGAUAAUCGAAAAGUUUCCAACGGCUGUGUCAGUAAAAUCCUGGGCAGGUAUUAUGAAACUGGAUCCAUCAGACCCAGGGCAAUCGGAGGGAGUAAACCAAGGGUAGCAACUCCUGAAGUUGUGUCCAAGAUCGCUCAGUAUAAACGCGAGUGCCCGUCGAUUUUUGCAUGGGAAAUUCGAGACAGAUUGCUCUCUGAGGGGGUCUGUACUAACGACAAUAUACCAAGUGUGUCAUCGAUUAACCGAGUCCUUCGCAACCUGGCUAGCGAAAAGCAACAGAUGGGAGCAGAUGGGAUGUAUGAUAAACUAAGGAUGCUGAACGGUCAGACAGGUGCAUGGGGUACCCGGCCAGGCUGGUAUCCGGGCAGUUCGGUGCCAGGGCAACCCAACCAAGAUGGCUGUCAGCAACAGGAAGGAGGCGGUGAAAAUACAAACUCCAUCAACUCAAACAGCGACGAUUCAGACGAAGCACAAAUGAGACUCCAGCUCAAAAGGAAACUGCAGAGAAACAGAACAUCUUUCACCCAGGAGCAGAUCGAGGCCCUGGAGAAAGAAUUCGAAAGAACUCAUUAUCCUGACGUGUUUGCCAGAGAACGAUUAGCGGCCAAAAUAGAUCUCCCGGAAGCUAGGAUACAGGUUUGGUUUUCCAACAGAAGAGCAAAAUGGAGGCGGGAGGAAAAGCUGAGGAAUCAAAGACGACAAGCCAGCAACACCCCGAGUCAUAUCCCCAUCAGCAGCAGUUUCAGCACCAGUGUUUAUCAACCCAUUCCACAGCCCACGACUCCCGUUUCCUCUUUUGCCACAGGUGCAAUGCUGGGUCGGGCAGACACAUCCCUUACAAACACUUACAGCGCACUGCCACCGAUGCCCAGUUUCAGCAUGGCAAACAACCUGUCUAUGCAAUCGCCAGUGUCCAGCCAAACGCCGUCUUACUCCUGUAUGCUGCCCAACAGCCCGUCAGUUAAUGGACGCAGUUAUGACACGUACACGCCGCCUCAUAUGCAGUCACAUAUGAACCCCCAGUCCAUGGGCACCUCGGGGGCCACAUCCACAGGACUUAUUUCCCCUGGAGUGUCUGUACCUGUUCAAGUGCCAGGAAGCGAACCGGACAUGUCUCAGUACUGGCCCCGAUUGCAGUAAAAGGGAGAGCGGAAAGAGACAUUGGAGAGUCGGAUGCCCAGCAGUAUUUGUUCCUGAGAGGAGACUCU